Neocloeon triangulifer is the source of this 2110-nucleotide messenger RNA. RefSeq names its product protein croquemort-like. The record is from RefSeq and is a predicted model, not a curated record. The coding region runs from base 225 to 1724 and encodes 499 amino acids. Lineage: Eukaryota; Metazoa; Arthropoda; Insecta; Ephemeroptera; Baetidae. Gene Ontology annotation, molecular function: scavenger receptor activity. The transcript has 9 exons. Gene Ontology annotation, cellular component: membrane; cytoplasm.
UAUUAUCACAACAUUACAUGCUUGCAAAAAAAGGAGAUAUGAGAUAUUGAGAAUUGAGAGGCAGAUCAGAAAAGAUUGUAAGCGAAUUCGCGUUUCCCACCGAGUCAUUGAAGAGAACAGACGGUCCUGAAUGAUUAGUGAAUCCGGUGAUUGCCCUCACGAAGCCUGCUGCCCGUCGACACCUGAAAGCUGAGGCAUUGAAAUUUUGAAAGCGAGGAGGAAAAAUGCCCAACAUCGCCAAGUGCAGCGUCUUCGUGGGCGGAACCACCCUGGUCACCCUGGGCGGCUUCAUGUUGGUCCUCUGGCCCUCGAUUCACGACCUCGUGUUGAAAAACGAGCUGACUUUGACGCCUUCUUCGAUCCAGUACAAUGUGUGGGAAGAAACGCCAAUCCCAAUUUACAUGACCUUCUACUUGUUCAACUGGACCAACCCUGAGGAAAUCCUGAACAAAAACGUCAAACCAAGGUUCACGGAGCACGGUCCAUACGUUUUUAGGGAGCACCACAAGAGGGUGAACAUUUCGUGGAAGGACAACAACGACACUGUCGAGUUCCACCAAAUCCGAACUUACUUCUUCGAAGCAGAGAUGUCCAACGGGUCUCUUGACGACCUCAUCACCACUGUUGACCCUGUCGCCUUGUCUGCCGCAUAUGUGGUGCGGCAAAGUCCUGUGCUCUUGGACGGACUGAAUCUUGUGAUGCGGGUCGCGAAGACUAAAAGAGAAAUCACCAAGAGGGUCGGCGAGUUCCUCUUUGAAGGGUACAAUGACACCCUUUUGAAUUUGGUCAACGACAUCCACAACCCGGCCUUCAACAUUCCCUUUGACAAGUUCGGAUGGUUUUAUGCCAGGAACAAUUCGUGGAAAUAUGACGGGAAAUUUGACAUGUAUACUGGAAAGGAUGACAUUUUCAAAGUUGGAGUUUUGACGGAGUGGAACGACAGCAAUAUGACAACAGACAAUUUCGGAACUUGCGCCAUGGUCAAUGGUACGACUGGUGAGCUGUGGCCGCCAAUCAGAGACACCGAUGACAAAGAUCUCUUCACUACGGAUUUGUGCAGACCUAUGAGGAUGGAGUAUUCAGGAAAAGUGACCAGACAGGGUAUCGAAGGCAACUACUACACCGUUGGCCAGAAAACUUUGGACAACGGCCAGAAUUUUCCCGAAAACAAAUGUUUUUGUGGCGGCCCAGACGAAGCUGAGAGUUGUUUGCCUGCCGGAGCCAUGAACGUCUCGAGGUGCAAGUUUGGAGCGCCUGCCUUUGUCUCUCUGCCUCACUUCUACAAAGCUGACCCCUACUACCUUGAAUCUAUAGACAUGCCUGCUCCCAGCGAGGACAAAGACCAGUGCUACAUCGUCAUAGAACCGACCUCGGGAAUUCCAAUGGAUGUAGAGGCCAGACUGCAAGUCAAUCUACUCAUGCAGCCUUAUAAAGAGAUCAAAAUUUUCAAGGAUGUGCCCAGGUUGCUCAUUCCAAUGUUCCACUUCAACCAAAACGCAAGACUGACUCCGCACCUCGCAACCUUGCUUAGUAUUGCGCUGGACCUGAAAUUUAUCGGGUACAUUGUUGCGGUGGUUCUCAUGCUGAUCGGACUGGCCAUUUUCACCACUGGCAUUUACAUGACCAUUUGGGGGCGCUGGGGAAAAGUGCCCAAACCCGCAGAUCGAGUCAAUUUGAUUGUCGAGGAAAAUGAUUCUGCCUCCGAAUCCAACCCGAGCAGCUGAGAGUCGAAACUGCCCUUUUUUGCCAUUGUUGUGAUACCAUAAUUGAGAAUAUCUUUUAUUGCUAAAAAAUUUAUUUUCAUCCAAAUCUGACAUGCUAGUUAGUGGACAUUUUAUCACGAAAAAAGACAAAAAAAGCAGCUGACGAUCAUCCCGCAUUGUAGCCACAGACAGACAUCAUUGCCUUCAAACUAGUCUGUGAUAUAUACGUAAAAGCUUGUUUAUUCAAUUUUAUAUAAUAUAAUGUUCAUUAAAGUAUUUUCGCUAGUUUUUAAAUAAAUUUUACAUAUUUAGAGGAAAAUAAAAGCUUUAAAUACGGUUGUACAACUUUUCUCUACUUUCAAAUAAUUUAAAAAGGGUGGAAAUAAUAAAAAUUCUUUAGUUACGAA